CAUUCAUAUCCGUUCGUGUCACGUCAGUGCUGGGAAAAAAGGACUUGUAAUUGCAGCGAUGUCAGUUCAGGUUGUGGCAACGAAAAUGGCCGAGGUCGAAUUAAAAGACGUCCCAAGCAAAGACUUGUCUCCUAUCUCGCCCCUCGCAUCUAAGUCGGACGAGAAAGACGGCACCAAAACCGAGCCCUGUGCGGCUGUGUCCUCGGCUACGUCUCCAACCGCGGAGCCCACUGUGAGGGCAGACUCAAGCCCGAACCCCACGAAGAUGCCGCAGGCUUCAGCAAUGAAGCGUCCUGACCAGCAACAAAACGGUGGCGAGGCUUUUGUGAACCAAGACGGUACUGUUGCUGAAGCCCCGAGGAUGAAAAAGCAGAUCCAGUUUGCUGACCAGAAGCAAGAAUUUAACAAACGUCCAUCAAAGAUCGGACGCCGCUCUCUGUCUCGCUCCAUCUCCCAGUCAUCUACAGACAGCUACAGCUCAGCUGCAUCCUACACAGACAGCUCGGAUGAUGAGACGUCUCCUCGUGAUAAACAGCAGAAGAACUCCAAAGGCAGCGCAGACUUCUGCAUCAAGAACAUCAAGCAGGCCGACUUCGGACGCAGGGAAAUCGAGAUCGCUGAGCAAGAGAUGCCAGCUCUGAUGGCCCUGAGGAAACGUGCUCAAGGAGAAAAGCCUCUAGCUGGAGCCAAAAUAGUGGGGUGUACACACAUCACCGCUCAGACUGCUGUCCUGAUGGAGACGCUCUCUGCUCUGGGAGCUCAGUGCCGCUGGGCUGCUUGUAAUAUCUACUCCACUCAGAAUGAGGUGGCUGCAGCACUCGCCGAGGGAGGUUUUUCUGUGUUUGCCUGGAAGGGGGAAUCAGAGGAUGACUUCUGGUGGUGUAUCGACCGCUGUGUAAACCUGGAAGGCUGGCAGCCCAACAUGAUUCUGGAUGACGGUGGUGACCUGACCCACUGGAUCUAUAAGAAGUACCCCAACAUGUUCAAGAAGAUCAAAGGCAUCGUGGAGGAGAGCGUCACAGGGGUGCACAGACUGUACCAGUUGUCCAAGGCGGGGAAGCUGUGUGUUCCUGCCAUGAACGUAAACGACUCGGUGACCAAACAGAAGUUUGACAACCUCUACUGCUGCCGAGAGUCCAUUCUGGAUGGGUUGAAGAGAACCACUGAUGUCAUGUUUGGAGGAAAGCAGGUGGUGGUGUGUGGAUAUGGAGAGGUAGGGAAAGGCUGCAGUGCGGCGCUGAAGGCCAUGGGCUCCAUCGUCUAUGUGACAGAAAUCGACCCCAUCUGUGCCCUGCAGGCCUGUAUGGAUGGAUUCCGAUUGGUCAAACUCAGCGAAGUCAUCCGACAAGUGGACAUUGUCAUAACUUGCACAGGCAAUAAGAAUGUGGUGGUGAGGGACUAUCUGGACCGCAUGAAGAACGGCUGCAUUGUGUGCAAUAUGGGCCACUCCAACACUGAGAUCGACGUGGCAAGCCUUCGGACCCCUGAGCUGACUUGGGAGCGUGUGAGAUCUCAGGUGGAUCAUGUCAUCUGGCCUGAUGGCAAGAGGAUAGUGCUGCUGGCAGAGGGUCGCCUCCUCAACCUCAGCUGCUCCACUGUGCCCACCUUUGUGUUGUCCAUCACUGCCACAACCCAGGCUCUGGCUCUGAUUGAGCUCUACAAUGCUCCUGAGGGACGAUACAAGCAGGACGUCUACCUGCUGCCCAAGAAGAUGGAUGAGUAUGUUGCCAGCCUGCACCUGCCCACAUUUGAUGCCCAUCUGACUGAGCUGACUGACGAACAGGCCAAAUAUCUGGGCCUCAACAAGAACGGACCCUUCAAGCCAAACUACUACAGGUAUUAGAUGUGGAGGAUGAAGAAGUGAAGCGGAAUGGAGGGGAGAUGAGCAAGGGGGGGCCAUGUGGGUUCGGGAGAAGAACCUUCUAUUUAUUAAAUCUGCCCCACUCAUCUCCAUGGAGAUUUUACCCAUGAUCCUCUGCUGCCCCACUCAUCUCCAUGGAGAUUUUACCCAUGAUCCUCUUAGCCCAUGUGUCUGCUAUGUGUCCCUCUAGCACUCAUGGUUGAGUGUAUCCUUAACGUGACAAAACACACACACACACAUACACACACACCUCUAGCACUCAUGGUUGAGUGCAUCCUUAAUGUGACAAAACACACAUGCAUACAAAUUCACAUAUACACACUCGUGCACACAAACAUACGUAUACACACACUCGAACACACACACUCACACGCUCUCACACACACAUUAGUUAACAUGACGACACAAUGUUUUUAUUUUCCUCAGUUGGACACACACUCACUCACAUACACACUAAUUACCAUGACAACCCAAUGUUUUUACUCUGUGGGUUUUUUGUUUGUGAUUAUUUUGUUCUUUUUACUGAAUUGUUGUGUUGGGAAGGAAAUAUAGCCUGGGGCCAAUCAUA
This is a messenger RNA of Alosa alosa (allis shad), 2429 nucleotides long. RefSeq names its product adenosylhomocysteinase like 2b (gene ahcyl2b). The record is from RefSeq and is a predicted model, not a curated record. Gene Ontology annotation, biological process: L-methionine cycle. Gene Ontology annotation, cellular component: cytosol. Lineage: Eukaryota; Metazoa; Chordata; Actinopteri; Clupeiformes; Clupeidae. Bases 59 to 1843 code for a protein of 594 amino acids. The transcript is spliced from 17 exons.